AUGGAGUUGUACUUGGGGUCUGGCAACCACCAGUUUCUCCGCCUCUCUCGCCUCCUUUUCUUACCAUUCUUCUCUUCUCCAUUAAUAUAUAUACCGUGUAAACCUCCAUGCAUCUUCAUAUACUCUAACUUGAUCUUCUCCUUUGAAGUUUUAACCAUGAAACUAAUACCUACACUGUGUGAUCUCUGCCAUCAGCAACAACCUUCUUUCUACUGUUCUUCCGACUCCGCUUUCCUUUGCUCCGACUGCGAUUCUCAUGUUCACGCCGCCAACUUCCUCGUUGCUCGUCACAUCCGUCUUUCCCUUUGCUCUCACUGCAAAUCCUUCCAUGACAUGAAUUCCUCCUCUUCAUCUUCGUCUUCAUCUUCAUCUUCAUCUUCAUCUGCAUCUUCCUCUUGUAUCUCGGGUAACAACUGCUCCACCAAGAUGACGACCAUGGUUUCCGACUGGAAGACGAGGGAUUUGCUGGUAAAUUGGUGUACGAGGCUCGGGGUUAGUGGUGGCGUGAGAGAGGUGGCGAGGCUUGCUUUUGAAUCGUGGUUGGCGUAUAGGUGGGUAUGGCCGUAUCGGGUGGGGUUGGCUGCUUCCCUUUGGCUGGGAAUGAUGAGAUGUACAAAGGACGAUGAGAAGAAGAGGAUAAGAAUGCGUAGCUUACUGAGCAAGUUAGAGGAGAUCUCCGGUGUGCCGGCGAGGUCGAUAGUGGUGGCGGAAUCAAAACUUGCGAGCAUGUUGAAGAUGAUGAAGCAUCGGCGAGGCCAGCAACAUGAUGAGGAGUCUGUGGAGGAGGGCUGGGCUGAAUGCUGAAUUAAACUGGUUGAUAGAAUUGCCGUAUAUGGUAUACAUGCGUGUAAAAUGGAGAUUUGGUUUGUAGCAAGAGAUUAAUACUGAAUUAAUUAAUUAAUAUACCUUCAUCUUGUAGUA
Molecule: messenger RNA, 921 nt
Organism: Lactuca sativa (garden lettuce)
Lineage: Eukaryota; Viridiplantae; Streptophyta; Magnoliopsida; Asterales; Asteraceae
Product: B-box zinc finger protein 32
Molecular function (GO): zinc ion binding
Source: RefSeq, a predicted model, not a curated record